This is a messenger RNA of Sycon ciliatum, 3221 nucleotides long. Its product is annotated as galactocerebrosidase-like. The record is from RefSeq and is a predicted model, not a curated record. Bases 156 to 2651 code for a protein of 831 amino acids. Gene Ontology annotation, molecular function: galactosylceramidase activity. Gene Ontology annotation, biological process: galactosylceramide catabolic process. Gene Ontology annotation, cellular component: lysosome. The transcript is spliced from 3 exons. Lineage: Eukaryota; Metazoa; Porifera; Calcarea; Leucosolenida; Sycettidae.
GCAUUUGUGCAUCGAAAUAAAAAUGUUGCAAGGUCGUCGACCUGGUCGUGGAUGUAUUUGCAGUUUGUCAGUUUGAAAGAAAACGUCCGCGUUGUUUGAGGUGCGUCGUGAUAAAGAACUGGGGCUCGAGCGGAGGUACAGCGUUCAGGGGCGAAAUGGAGCUUACUUCGGUCGUGGCCUUCAUCGCUGCGGUGGGCGUGUUGACUGCUUGUGGCCCUGCUGCGGCAGCAGACAUAAUAGUCGACAAGAAAGGAGUCAGUCUUACGUUUGAUGGUAUUGGUGGUCUAAGUGGCGGUGGUGCAACGUCGCGACUCUUGGUGGACUACAAGGAACCUCAACGCAGCCAGAUAUUGGACUACCUCUUCCUGCCAAACUAUGGUGCCUCUCUACAUAUCCUCAAGGUGGAAAUUGGUGGUGAUUCUCAGUCCACUGAUGGCACUGAAAGCAGUCAUAUGCACUCUGCCGACGACCUGGACUAUCACCGUGGCUACGAAUGGUGGCUGAUGGUGGAAGCGAAGAAGCGCAACCCCGACAUCAAGCUGUACGGACUUGCCUGGGCCUAUCCCGGCUGGGUGGGAAAUGGAUCUGGAAGUCCGUUCCAGUUUCCCAACCUGACUUCCUCGUACAUAGUAAAGUGGCUGGAGGGUGCCAAAAAGGUCUAUGAUCUAGACAUUGACUACAUUGGCAUCUGGAACGAGCGCUCCUCGUCUGCUUCGUAUGUUGUGGCCCUGCGUAAUGCACUGAACAAGGCCGGAUUCGAGAAGACACUCAUUGUUGCCAAGGACGGCGGCGCUGACAUCUGCAACAGCAUGGCUGCCGACAAAGCGUACGCCGAUGCUGUGGACGUUAUUGGGCUCCACUACCCGAGCGAUUUCUCAAACUUCUCGCUGUGCCACUCGUUCAAUAAGCCGUUCUGGGCCAGCGAGGAGUCAAGUAGUUAUGACGACGCCAACGGUGCGGCAUGCUGGGCUCGUGUGAUCAACUCGCACUGGGUGCUGCAGCAGAUGACGUCCAGUAUUAUGUGGAACUUGGUCGGCAGCUACUACCACGGCACCAACUGGUAUGCCAGCAGCAUGCUGACAGCGGUGCAGCCCUGGAGUGGUCACUACUGGGUAGCCCCGGUGGUAUGGGCCACCGCUCACGUCACUCAGUUCACCAAAGUUGGCUGGAAGUAUCUGAAGAAUGGCGCCGGCUCGGGAAUACUGGCCAACGGCGGGUAUUACGCUACGUUGGUCGACCCGAACAGCAACGACUUGACCAUCAUCAUUGUGAAGAUCUCCAAGGAGCAUGCACCCUGCACUCGCCCUGGCCUUCCUGACUUCAACACAUCAGCAGAAGAAGUCGAGUUUAUGCUGGACAGCUCUCUGGGCGACGUCAGGAACUUGCAAGUGUGGCAUUCCAAUUUCGAGAAGGGCCCACCAUACACGACCUUUGAGCAGAAGCCAAUGAUCCACGUCGUGCAUAACCGCUUUACGUUGACGAUCGAGGUCGGAGACUAUUUCACCAUUACCACUCUGAACGUGGGUAAGAAAGGAACAGUUGACAGCAUUCCAGAGUCGCAGCCACGUUUCCCGCUGCCCUACUCUGACUCGUUUGACAAUACAUUUGAGUCUCAGGAGGCACCCUUCUUCGCUGAUCAGAUCGGCGCGUUUGAGGUGCACCCGGCAUCGGUUGGUGCCGCCGAACACAAGAACGUGAUGAGGCAGAUGGUGCCGCAGCUGCCCAUUGGCUGGUCGGACCACGGCUCGCGCGGGCCAAUGACGGUGAUCGGGAUGCGCGAGUGGCAGGACCUCACCGUCACCGUCGACUUUCUGUUCCCGGCGAACGCUCCCGCCGACACUGCCGCGUGCGUGGCCACCCGCUCCGAUCAGAUGUGGAACAACGGCAUCGUGUUCUGCGUCGACAGUGCAGGCAAGUACAAUCUCACCACGGCUGGUCCGUUCCUGAUCUCGCACACCAGCCAGCCAGUCAACCCCACCCUGCACAACGGUGUCCUGCAGGGCUUCAGUGCCAACAGCUGGCACCAGCUGAGCCUGACCACUAUCGGCGGCAAGGCCACCGGCUCGCUGGACAGCAAGGUGCUGUUCAACAACUCGCCCGUGCGCGACAUCGACACCGGAUUCGUGGCCAUGGGCACGAACGGCUGGACUGCCGUUGAGUUUGACAACGUGCGCAUUGGCGAGGCCGGCACCAAGUGGUCGCCGCCGGCUGCGGCGGCCUGUGCCGCGCCGAAAUCGGGCGCAGUCCUCUCGGCGCGUAACUGCACGCGCAACGGCCUGGCGUCGGCCGACCAGAUGUUCCUACUGGUACCCGACUACUCCAUUCAGCACGUGCCCAGCGGCUUGUGCGUCACGGCCCAGAAGAUUGCGGCUGGUGGCGACCUGACCCUGCAGCCGUGCUCCGGCAGUAGCGACCAGACGUUCGUGAACGACUACACGAACAUCCGCAACCGCCUCGAGCCCAUGCACAUGCAAUCGCUGGUGCUGGCCGGCUCUACCAAGGGCGCCGUUAGCCUGCAGGCGGAGCACGCCAGCGGCGUCUGGUCCUACUGGUCCUACUUUCCAAACACGCAGCAGCUGCGCAACCAGUACACGGCGCGCACACAGCUCGGCUACCCGAUGUGCCUGUCCGCCUGCCCGCCCACGGCCUGAGUAUCCCAACACGUAACUUUGCAAGCUCUGUACUGCUAGCAUCGCUUUCCACACGCCCCUUUACACCAUCAGCAUUGCCGCUAUUGUCUCUUAUAUUAUUAUUUCAAAUUUCCAAAGGCAUUUGUGUACGUACUCCCCCAAUUUCCCCAUCGAUUUAUAGACCAUACAAUUCAGUGCACAUUUCCCCUGAGCCCGAGCCCUAGCACCAUUUCAACUUAAAUCUGCUUCCAUUUUUUUGGUUGUGGAGCGGAUUCAACCCAUGUAGCCCCGAGUGUUUUUAGUUUGUCUGCUGUUUGUCUGCUGUUUGUGUUGUUUGUCUGCUGUUUAUCUGCUGUUUGUCUGCUGUUUGUCUGCUGUUUGUCUGCUGUUUGUCUUCUGUUUGUAUUGUUUGGGUGUUUAGUUAGGUGUUUUAGCUGGAGACAAUGACCUGUCAACGUUAGUUCGUACUUCCGUAGGCUUUGAUUGUUGGACGGAUUUUGUUUCUCGACUGCUUUGUUUGCGGUUGAUUCUUCGCCUUUAACAGUCUAUGUCAGUCGCUCAUUUAGCCAAGCAAGAAAUUGCCAAAUCCUU